Molecule: messenger RNA, 6690 nt
Organism: Pelmatolapia mariae (spotted tilapia)
Lineage: Eukaryota; Metazoa; Chordata; Actinopteri; Cichliformes; Cichlidae
Product: neuropilin-2-like
Exons: 17
Coding region: 680-3481 (933 amino acids)
Biological process (GO): vascular endothelial growth factor signaling pathway; angiogenesis; axon guidance
Cellular component (GO): postsynaptic membrane; plasma membrane; glutamatergic synapse
Molecular function (GO): semaphorin receptor activity; vascular endothelial growth factor receptor activity
Source: RefSeq, a predicted model, not a curated record
CUACCGGGAGAGAGAGAGAGGGAACAGGGUAGAGCGUCUGAGCGCAGACACGCACAGUUGUGGGAGGACAGCGGAGAGGCACCACGUUUCGUUCUGCCUACCAGCUUUACGCACGCAGAUCGAGCUGCUCGGAGAUCCUGCGUUGUCUUUUGCGCAUGAACGGACCAUUACCGGGAAACUAGAUCCUUACCAAGAAAAUGCGCCUGAAGAUAUUUGCAUAAAACAUUUGGAAAUAUUUUUAAUCCAAGGAGGAAAGACGCGUGUUACUUUUUCCCGUUUCCGUCGCAGUUAGCGCUCUCUGAUGAUCUUUUUGGUUUCUAGUUCAUUUGAAACGCACAAUUUUCUUUAUUUACUCUGCUGAUCUGUUUCCCUGCGCUGCCGACUGUGCACACAGCAAUGGAUUUUAAACUGUGUUUAGAGUUCAAAUUGCGUUUCUAGACAAGUUGCUCUGGUUGAGGAGAAGUGGCUCGCAUGAACUGUUUAUUUUCUCCGGCGUGUUAUUCUUAGAGAGUCGGGUGAACGCUGUCCGGCUUUUGGAUUUUGGACACAACCGCGUUGCACGUUAGAAAAACAGAUAACUGUGGAAACGGACAGGGAAGUGCGACCUGGAGCCGUGUGUCAGAUAAAGCAAAUAAAACCACACAGGAGGAGAAGACGUGUUUUAUUCUGAGGGGGAAAGAUGGAUUUAUUCGUUUGGCUCUGUGGAUGUAUUUUGGCUCUUCUGUUACCUUCAGCGGUAAAAGCCGGGGAAGGAGCAUCUGAACCAUGCGGCGGCUAUUUAGAUGCAAGCGAUGCGGGCUACAUCACCACCCCCGGCUACCCUCUGGAGUAUCCACCUCACCAGAACUGCCGCUGGGUCAUCACGGCCCCUGAGCAGUCGCAGCGCAUCGUCCUGAACUUUAACCCGCACUUUGAAAUAGAGAAACUGGACUGCAGGUAUGACUAUGUAGAGAUCCACGACGGGAACUCAGAGUCAGCUGACCUACUGGGGAAGCACUGCAGCAACAUCGCCCCCCCACCGAUCAUAUCCUCAGGGCCUGCGCUCCACAUCAAGUUUGUGUCAGACUACGCCCACCAGGGGGCGGGGUUCUCGCUCCGCUAUGAAAUCUUCAAAACUGGUUCAGACUGUUCCCGCAACUUUACCAGUCCCUCGGGUCUCGUCGAGUCCCCGGGAUUUCCCGACAAAUACCCCCACAACCUCGAGUGCGCCUUCAUCAUCAUUGUCCCACCCAGAAUGGAUGUCACCCUCACCUUCCUCACCUUUGACCUGGAGAACGAUCCCCUGCCAGGUGGAGAUGGAGACUGCAAGUACGACUGGCUGGAAGUUUGGGACGGGCUCCCGGGAGUGGGCCCUCUGAUCGGUCGAUACUGUGGGACCAGGGUGCCUCCCGAGAUCCAGUCAUCCACUGGGAUCCUCUCUCUGUCCUUCCACACGGACAUGGCCGUGGCUAAAGACGGCUUCUCGGCUCGCUAUAACAUGACGCACAAGGAAGUCAGCGAGACCUUCCACUGCAGUAACGCGUUUGGCAUGGAGUCAGGAAAGAUCACCGACGACCAGAUCACGGCAUCGUCGACCUUCGCCGACGAACGCUGGCUGCCGCGACAGGCCCGACUCAAUUACAACGAUAACGCGUGGACGCCCUCGGACGACAGCAACAAGGAGUACAUACAGGUGGACCUCCAUACUCUGAAGGUGCUUACCGGCAUUGCCACACAGGGCGCCAUUUCAAAGGAAACACAGAAGAAUUACUUUGUUACCUCCUUCAAGCUAGAGGUCAGCACAAACGGAGAAGACUGGAUGGUCUACAGACACGGCAAAAACCAUAAGGUUUUCCAUGCCAACGCUGACGCCACGGAGGUGGUCCUCAAUCGAAUCCCACAGCCGGUCCUGGCCCGCUUCGUGCGGAUUAAACCUCAGACAUGGAAGAACGGCAUUGCGCUGCGGUUCGAGCUCUACGGCUGUCAGAUCACGGAUGCCCCCUGCUCAGAGCUGCAGGGCAUGUUGUCUGGUUUGCUUCCUGACUCGCAAAUCACUGCGUCCUCCAUGAGGGACAUCCACGGCUCCAUGGGGGCCGCCAGGCUGGUGGCCAGUCGAUCAGGCUGGUUUCCCAACCCAACGCAACCCAUAGUUGGAGAAGAGUGGCUGCAGGUGGACCUCGGUGUGCCCAAGAUGGUGCGUGGCAUUAUUACUCAAGGUGCACGAGGCCUGGAGGGCAGUGCGGAGAACAGAGCGUUUGUCAGGAAGUACAAACUGGCUCACAGCUCGAAUGGCAAAGACUGGACCUACAUCACUGACAGCAAGACUGGGUUUGCUAAGAUUUUUGAGGGCAACGGCCACUACGAUACUCCCGAGGUGCGGAGGUUUGACGAGAUAGUGACUCAGCACAUCCGAGUCUUUCCAGAGAGAUGGUCGCCCGCCGGGAUCGGCAUGAGGAUGGAGGUUCUCGGCUGUGACCUGCCCGAAACCACCACUGUACCUGACACUGUGACCCCCACCACACCCAGAGUGGAACAGACAACCUCUGUGAUGAGAUCUGCCACCACUCCGCCCCUGUCGGCCGUGUGUGGCUUUGAGCAGAGCCUGUGCGGGUGGUCGGCUGAUCCCCAGUCAGGUGUGAGCUGGACCCUGCACACAGCCAGCAGCAGCUCCACUGGGCAUGGCACUCAUGGAACAAGGCAGGACCUGGCACUGGGAUCAGAAAAUUUUUCAGGGAACUACCUUCACCUCGAUGCUGGAAGCCACACCCUGCGCAAGAAAGCCCGGCUGCUGAGUCCCGAAGUGGGGCCAGAGCAAGGCCCGCUCUGCCUCCAGUUCUACUACCAGCUCCAGGGAGAGGCACAGGGCAGCCUGAGGGUCCUGCUGAGGGACAGCGACCAGGGAGAGACCCUGUUAUGGGCAUUAAAAGGUGACCAGGGCAGUCACUGGAAAGAGGGGCGCACCAUCCUUCCUCGAAGCCCCAGAGAAUAUCAGGUGGUGUUUGAGGGGUUUUUUGAACACCCGACAAGAGGACAUAUCAGAAUAGACAACAUCCACAUGAGCAGCAGCGCUGACCUGGAGCAGUGUGCACAGCCUUUGCAUGCUUUACUUCCUGGCCUGAAAAGGGGUGCCAUAUCUGGAAUGGAGCCCACAGUAGACACAGUGGUGGUGCAGCCAGUCCCUGCCUUCUGGUACUAUGUGUUGGCGGGAGGCGGUGCCCUCUUGGUGCUGGUCAGUAUAACUGUGCUGGUGAUACUGUGCUGCCACCGGUACCACUGGGCGACCAAGAAGACCAGCAGUAGUCAUCAUCAUUCGGUGACGUACCGCAACAACCAACUGCCAUAUCAGCAAGGUCGCCAAAACUGGUACCAGAGCCAAAACCCAGGCUGUAAUCUGAUCCAUAGCCCUAACCAAAACAACCUGAACCCAAGCACCGGGCCGAGUCUGGAACCCAUGCUCACCAUAUCACUGGAGAAAGAGGACAGCUACGAUUCCCAGUGUUGAAAAGGCCCAUCUGAUUUAAUAGUAUGUUUUUCAAAUGAAGCGAUCAAGGGGUGUGAAAAGAAGCCGUAUUCAGCAUAAUCACCGCUCUUCACUGAUGAGGAUCUGCACAGAGGCACUCCAGUGCACGUUGCUGAUGACUGAUCUAAUUAACUGAUCGGCGUACACUAAACUGGUAGAAAGAAGUCCUGACAUUAAACUGUACCCCUGAAGAGCAGAUGACAGAGCUUCGGUUGUAUUUCUGAUGGCUGAAGAGGGCCUGAUAACGACACUGUAGGGCAAUUUUUUUGAUGUCGAGCGUAUACUGGCUUCUAUACCUGAACCCUGAAAGCGAGCUGGAUUAUGACCACAGUAAAUCACAGUAAAGGUAGUAUGAAUAACAGGCUGUGGAUGACACACACUGCAUUUACAUGCAGCGUACAAUGUCAGGGUUGUAACAGCAUAUCCCCCACCUUCAGUAAAUGUCAGAGCAGGAUCUGUCUGUCUGCCCCGCUCUGAUCUGCAGCUUGGACAUUGCCUGUCUCCAGAUACCCGUCAGACAGAGGAAGGAUUUACACACAGGUAGAAAAGACACGCUGUGUUUGUGUGCAGCAUUAAGAGUGAUGGCUGCUUCUCCGGGACUGAAUGAAGCCCAAUUUUAUUUGCCCACGUGUGUUUGCGAGACUGAGAUAGUGACAGAGACAGAUUAAUAACAAAAAAAACAGGAAGAAUUAGUGUUGGCCGUCCAGCUGUGACAGAUAGACAGCUGCACAUCCACCCUGCAGCUCUGAGACGGCUUACGUCGCAUCACAUCAGCUGAAACACGCGCACCAAUAUAUGCAUGGACACUUCUGAGAUUUUCAAGUCUCACAUGUUACUUUGAGUGUGUUUUUCAUUACAUUCUGGAUAUGCCUUUUUAAAAAAUGUGCUUUAAACCUAUAACCUCCGAUAUGAGGUAGUGCCUCUGUGUCCAGUGAGAGUCUGAAUGGAUGCAGUUUUACUCUACAGUUUGUUGCCUGGAUCUCAUGGAUAAUCUGAUGCCUGUGUCUGUCAAUGUUCAAACUAAACACCCGUGUAUGUCUUGCACACAUUAGGUUGGGUGAAUGAAACAAAAAGAAAAGAAGUACUAUCGUGCAUCAUUUGAAUGUGGAAUAUUGUUUUUCUUAAAUCUCUGCAAAUACAACAAUCUACAAACAGUCUUUAUUUUCUGCACAUAAUUACCAAUGCUUUUUUUGUUUCUAACACAUCCAACACUGGUAUCCAGUCCAAUAAAUGAGACCAAACUUGCUUUGAUAAAGAGCAUUUUACAAACUGAAGCCUUUUGGAAAAUCAUUUAUCUGCUUAAAGACUGCAGACUGAUUCUAUUGCAGCAACAAUGUAACUUUUUAUUUAUGCAUUUUCUGUUAGGGGUGUAACGAUUCUCCAGCUCCACGGUACAGUUCAUGUUUCUUUUGAAUUAACGAAACAUGAACUCUCCUGUAGGUAACAGCUGCUUUUAACCAGGUAUUAUCAGCUCCACGUAAGCAAUACAAAGUCAUGUCUAAUUAGCACAUCAUUACAGGACGCAAGUUACCAAAUCUAUCUGUCAGCUGCUAAUAUUCAUCGCAUAUUUGCAAACGCAUGCUGUUUAUAUGAACACAAAAAUGCUCCAGUAAACAGACGCUCAUUUAAACUGGAUUUUACAGCAAAGCUUGGCUAGUGUACCAGACGUGACCCUGCAGUCAGCAGCAAUGAUGAGGAGAUCCCUGUGUCUGUCUGCCAUGGCUGUCACGUAUGGUCUGUCUGUAUUUAGUCUUGCACUGAGUUGAUGCACUUAACUUUUACAUCAUCUCCAUAUCGUAUCAAUAACAAGAUGAGAGCGCAGCGGCGGUGAGGUCUAACGAACGAGGCCGUGGAUGUAUCGCAAAUUUAGUGUCUGCUUCUGAACUGUUACACCCCUAAUCGGCAUCUGUCACUCACUGCAAUGAUGGCCUGUGUAGUGGAUAGAAAAAGUCGACACACCUGUUAAAAUUUCAGGUUUUAUUGAGACCGAGAUAAAUAAUUUCCAACAUUUUCCAUCUUUAAUGUGACCGACAGUUUAUCCUGUACAGUUCACAUGAAAAACAAACUAAAAUCUUUAAAAGGAGGGAAAGCUCACAUUUAAAGUAAGCUGGUUGCAUUACACAGCAUUUAGUCCUUUGGGGGUAGUACUCUGUCAGCAUGGCACAUUGUAAAUUAACAUUAUUGACCCUCUCCAAAUCGGUCAGGUUGUGAGGGUAUCGCCUGUGCACAGACCUCCUCAGGUCACCCCACAGGUUUUCUUUUGGGUUCAACUUUUCUGGUGAUGAUAUUUUUGAUGACUUGGUGAAAUUCAUAUCGAUCUAGAACUUUCUAGCAGACACCUGAAGGUUUUGCACCAACGUUGGUUGGUAUUAUUCCCUGCACCCUGACUACUAUUUAUUUAAGUUCCCCAGUGCCAGCUGAAGAAAAACAGCUCCAAACCAUGAUGCUGCCAUCACCGUGCUUCACAGUGGGUCUGGUGGUGUUUUGGUGAUGGGCACUUUCUGGACUGUGGCUACAGAGUUCAGACCGUAGAACAUUUUCCCACACGCUUAUGGAAGAAGUGAAGGAUGCAGAGAUUGUUGUCACAUGCAGUUAACGUCGCGGUCAGCCUCUUGGCAAUCUCCCUGACCACUUUUGGAGGGGUACCCAGUUCCGAUGUCUCUUUUAGACAGUAACAAAGUGUUAACUAAGCAAAUGUCAGAAAAGUCAUGUUAGACCAGCUGAACUUUAUUUGAUUGCAGUCAGAAUCUCUUUAACCGAUGGCAGGUGUGUACUGACUACUCUUUGGCAUGAUUUUGAAUGUCAUUGGUUAAUUUUCUAUGCAAACCAGUUAUAAAAGGACGUGUAACCACAUUAUUUCAUUAUUUAUUUAUUUAUUUAUUCCCUCCGAAAGGUUAACAGUUUGUUUUUAAAUUGAACUAUACAAGUUACAAGUCAUAUUAAAGAAAGCUCUCACCCCCAACCGGUCACGGCAGAUGGCCCUGCCCCUCCCCGAGCCUGCCGGAGGUAACUUCCUGUUAAAAGGGAGUUUUUCCUUCCCACUGUCGCCAGGUGCUUGGUUAUAGGGGGUGUCUGAUUGUUGGGGUUUUCUCUGUAUUAUUGUAGGUCUUUAUUUUUGACUAUAAAGACCUCGAUGUGACUAUUGUUUGAAUAUAAACAACAUUGAAAUGAAUUGAAUGUUUUAUCUUGGU